Bicyclus anynana (squinting bush brown) is the source of this 1554-nucleotide messenger RNA. It is a transcript of the gene ND-49, whose product is annotated as NADH-ubiquinone oxidoreductase 49 kDa subunit. Lineage: Eukaryota; Metazoa; Arthropoda; Insecta; Lepidoptera; Nymphalidae. The coding region runs from base 8 to 1462 and encodes 484 amino acids. The transcript has 10 exons. The record is from RefSeq and is a predicted model, not a curated record. Gene Ontology annotation, biological process: mitochondrial electron transport, NADH to ubiquinone. Gene Ontology annotation, molecular function: quinone binding; NAD binding; NADH dehydrogenase (ubiquinone) activity.
UAUCAGAAUGAAUAUUGAUGUUUCAGAUUGUAUCGUGGAACGAAUCACAGUUCCCUUAAAAAUGGCUUCGCUGGUAAAUGUUUUGCUGCGAAAAACUUCCAAUUUUAGUCCUUCCAAGACAUUAUUGUUUAAUUUACCAGCAGUUAAUAAUGUGAAUUCCAAACGGAAUGCGCAUCGAUGGAUGCCCGACGAGAAUUUCGUGAAACAAUUCGAAGGGGUUGUCAUGUUUCCCGAGGGUGUUUCUGGUUUACCGAAGCACGGACCAUACAACAGUAUAGUGGCUCCUGGUGAGAAACAUGUGCGUAACAUGGUGAUCAACUUUGGACCACAGCACCCUGCUGCCCACGGUGUGCUACGACUUGUGCUAGAACUGGACGGUGAGACUGUCCGUGGCGCCGACCCUCAUAUAGGACUCCUUCAUAGAGGCACAGAGAAGCUGAUAGAGUACAAGACCUACACCCAAGCAUUGCCUUACUUUGACCGACUUGACUAUGUGUCCAUGAUGUGCAAUGAGCAGUGCUUCAGUUUGGCUGUGGAGAAGCUCCUCAACAUUGAUAUACCUCUGCGUGCAAAGUAUAUUAGGACGCUGUUUGCGGAGCUGACCCGGCUACUGAACCACAUAAUGGCGGUGGGCACGCACGCGCUGGACGUGGGCGCGCUCACGCCGUUCUUCUGGCUGUUCGAGGAGCGAGAGAAGAUGAUGGAGUUCUACGAGCGAGUGAGCGGCGCUCGCAUGCACGCCGCGUACAUACGACCCGGCGGCGUCGCUUUGGACAUACCGUUGGGUCUGAUGGACGACAUCUACGAGUUCGCGUCCAAGUACGGCGAGCGGCUCGACGAGCUGGAGGACGUGCUCACGUCCAACCGCAUCUGGGUGCAGCGCACCAAGGACAUCGGCGUCGUCACCGCACAGGACGCGCUCAACUACGGCUUCAGCGGUGUAAUGCUGCGCGGGUCGGGCAUCAAGUGGGACCUGCGCAAGAGCCAGCCCUACGACGCGUACGACCUGGUCGACUUCGACGUGCCCAUCGGAACACAAGGGGACUGCUACGAUAGAUAUCUGAUCCGCGUGGAGGAGAUGCGUCAGUCGCUGCGCAUCAUAGAGCAGUGCCUCAACCAGAUGCCGGCCGGCGAGGUCAAGACGGACGACGCCAAGCUCACGCCGCCCUCGCGCGAGGAGAUGAAGACGUCCAUGGAGGCGCUGAUCCAUCACUUCAAGCUGUUCACGCAAGGCUACCAGGUGCCGCCCGGCGCCACCUACACCGCGGUGGAGGCGCCCAAGGGAGAGUUCGGCAUCUACCUCGUCUCGGACGGAGGUUCCAAACCGUACAGGUGCAAAAUCAAGGCGCCUGGUUUCGCCCACCUGGCGGCUCUGGAAAAGAUCGGCAAAAACUCCAUGUUGGCCGACAUCGUCGCCAUCAUCGGCACACUCGACGUCGUGUUCGGCGAAAUUGACCGAUAGAAGAAUAUAAGCUAAUUACGUCAUAAGCGAUCCAUCAUGUAGAUUAAAUUGUACAUUUUAAGUUUAAGUAAUAAUAAAUUAUUUGUAAAGUA